Acipenser ruthenus (sterlet) is the source of this 2586-nucleotide messenger RNA. RefSeq names its product cerebral dopamine neurotrophic factor-like. NCBI's taxonomy places the organism in Eukaryota, Metazoa, Chordata, Actinopteri, Acipenseriformes, Acipenseridae. The transcript is spliced from 4 exons. Gene Ontology annotation, biological process: neuron projection development; dopaminergic neuron differentiation. Gene Ontology annotation, cellular component: endoplasmic reticulum. Bases 111 to 644 code for a protein of 177 amino acids. The record is from RefSeq and is a predicted model, not a curated record.
UUAGAAUUCAGUCUCAGCUACAGCAUUUCAUAGUCAAAUGGUGUAGGUGCUGAGCUGUGUUUUGUCGUUAAGGUUAAAAAAAUAAUAAAAUAAAUAAUAACAAUAAUAAAAUGCAGUUAACAUUGAUUACAGCUGGUGUGUUUUGGUGUACUGUCGUUGAAAUAGCUAAUGCGGGAGAAUGUGAAGUAUGCAUUGGAUUUUUGGGAAGGUUUUACCAAACAUUGAAAGCCAAGCCUGCAGCUUUCACACCAGCCAUUGUAGAAAAGGAGCUGAUUUUAGCAUGCAGGGAUACCAAAGGAAAAGAAAACAGACUGUGUUAUUAUUUGGGAGCAACAAGUGAUGCUGCUACAAAGAUGACCAGUGAAGUGACCCGUCCAAUGAGCUCCCAUGUGCCUGUACAAAAAAUCUGUGAAAAACUACAAAAGAAAGACAGUCAGAUAUGUGAACUGAGAUAUGAAAAGCAGCCACUGGAUUUCAGCUCAGCUGGCUUGUCUAAACUGAAGGUAGCGGAGCUGAAGAGCAUUUUGGAUUCCUGGGAAGAGAUGUGCAAAGCAUGCAUUGAGAAAAAAGACUUUGUAAAUCUGAUCCAAGAGCUCGCUCCGAAGUAUACCAGCAGGAGACACAGCUUCCAGUCAGACCUGUGAGAAGCACUGUGCACUUUACAACCGAGUCUGUCGAAACAUGAAAGACUUUCAUAUUUUAUUUAAACACAGUGAACUCCAGCUGGGUGAGACUGUGGUCUUUCUUAAUGUAAUGUGUCAACUGAGGUUGACAGUGUUUACUAUAUUUUGAAAAUGAUCACAUUUUGUCAGUCAUGAAUGUCUUAUUUUAGUUACAGUGGUAAUUCACACAGCUCAGGUAUGUCAUGUUUCAUUUAACUAUUAAACUCUAUCAUGAGUAAAUACAAUUAAAAAAAUUCAGGGGUAAGAGAUGUACAGUAUAGCAAAUGUACAACAUUUAAGGUAAUAGUAUUAAGAUCCACCAUUGUGAGCUCCUCCUGUCUUAUUCUAUGUAAUUUUCUAUCUGUACAUACUUAAGUAUUGUCUGACAAGCUGCAGUUUAUUCAGGUGUUUGUAUCUUGACACCAAGGCUAAAACACCUUCUGUAAACUAUGUAAUACAUUUCUGCUUUGUGUAUUGCUAUAUGUGUUAUCAUAUUUGUGAUAUUCAAUAAGUACAUGCAGACAUUUUUAACAAUUGGUAUUUUAAUGAAAACACUGAAUUACUAUAUACGACAUAUUGCAUGUACCUUUCUCCCAAGUAACUACAUUUUUUAAUGCCGGUGUAUCAUUAUAACAAACUACAGUACAACACUAGAGGGAGCUAUAAACAGCUUUAACAUACAUUGCUUUUAUAAAAUAAAGGUGGAAAAGUCUCUAAAAAGUGAUAUAUUACACCAAUAAGAAUAGUGAUUUUCUUAAGCUUUCUAUGAAAAAGUAAUUAUACUGCACUAAAGAUUUGAAUUUGAAUGAAUCUACCUAACAAGCAGCCAGUAUUGCAAGGUUCUGUAAUGCCAGGGAAAAACAUGCAAGUUGAAACCUGACCAUUGUCUCUGUAACUGAUAUGGACCUAUUUCAUUUUCAAGCUUGGCAUGGGUGUGAAAUAAUGUAAACUGACCUUCCAUAUUGUGCCUUUUACCAGCCUAUCUGAUUUAGAAUUCAGAUAAUACAGCAGGAUGGAUUACCCUUCAUAUUAAAUAGGUAAUAUGGAGUCAGACCCUGUGUGUGUCUUUUCACUUAGCAAUACUGCUAAUUCAGUUUAUGUUUGACAAAUCAGGAAAAGUCAGAACAUAUUUGAAUAAUCUGCUAAAAAAGAUGUAGAAGCCCACCAGUCUGCCGUACUAAAAGAUAAAGUAUAUACAAAAAUGUUGCUCUGUACAUGUGAUUAGAUUCACAAUAGUUUAAACAUAAUUUUGUGUUGUAUGACGUACUGUAAUCAUCUUUUUUGUAAUUUUUUGUAAAGAAAAAAGCAUAUACAUAUAUGGCUUGUGACUCAGAACAACAUGUUAGAUUGAUUUGAAAAUGUGUAUAUGCCUUCAUAAUGGUGGUGGUGGUGGUGGAAUGACACUGUUAUAACAAAGCGUUCCCCCAAGACACAAAACACUUAAAAUAGAUCUACAAUUAAAAUAAUUUGCGAUUGCUGCGAUUUGCUAUUUUAGGCAAACACCCUUCCACUUUAAAAUGUUCCUUGUCAUAUGACAUGCAAAUACAACAUCACAGUACACCGAACAGUGCAAAGUCUGCCUGAUAAGGCUGAAUAACCUUAACAAAACUUAACAAUACUGGCUUGUUUUUUUAUUAAUCUUUUCGUGCAUGUUUUUUUUGAUAAAUCGGAAGUUCACUGAACAUUUUGUUGUAUUAACCUGUUGUGUCCAUGGAUAGACACUUGGAUUAUAUUGAUAGUUUCUUAUCUAGCUGAUGUAAACAUAGGAACUAGUAUAAUAAACACUGAGAUAAAUAGUAGUAAAAAAAUAAAUAAAAAAAACUUGGAUGAGUUUACUUUAGCAACCCCAGAAUAUAAUAGAAUAUUUGAUCUUGUGUUACCUGACUGCUAAACCCUUGAAGAUAAUAAACAAGCUUGUAAAUGA